Homalodisca vitripennis (glassy-winged sharpshooter) is the source of this 1052-nucleotide messenger RNA. RefSeq lists its product as uncharacterized. The record is from RefSeq and is a predicted model, not a curated record. Lineage: Eukaryota; Metazoa; Arthropoda; Insecta; Hemiptera; Cicadellidae. Bases 402 to 1052 code for a protein of 216 amino acids. The transcript is spliced from 3 exons.
UCAGAACCACACUAGCGUAACUCCAAAUUUUUCGAUAUUCUGGUUUUGAGCAUUCUGUAUAUAUUUUUUUCUGCUUUAUAAAGCCAUAACAAUGUAACUCCUUAAAAAAAAAACCUAGCAGGAAAUAGGAGUGUUUGAAAUAGCUUAAUUCCAAAGGGAUGUAAGAACCAGAACAGCGUAAGGUCACUUAAUAUGUUAUGGUCCUCACAAAAAUUUAAAAAGUACAGAGCGUAACUCCAGCUGGGGAGUUACGCUACUCUGGCUCAACUUUAUUGUUGCUAGAAUGGUUGAUACAAACAGCUGUUUUAUUUUCUAGAGUAGUUGUGCAUGUCUCAGCUGAUUGGUCGAAUGUGAAAUUUACAUGAAUUGAUGCCCUAACCUAAACUUAUAGUUUCAUCAACAUGAGCAGCAGAGCGAAACUUAUUUUACAAUUAGCUUUGGAGGACAAUGUAAAUAAUUCUCAGCAAUUACUAUUAUUACCAGAACAAACUACUAAAGAAAACAAUGAAACAAACGUCUUAAGCUUGUCUUCGAUGGACACAAAUCCUGCACCCUCAUUGACAUCAUUACAGGCAGUUGAUCCGUUUGUUCUUCUCAACAAUGAAAAUGAAUAUAUAAUGGAAGUCGAAUCAGAAAGUAAUAAAGAAUUCGCUACUGAUGAAAAUAUUGUUUGGAAUGAUGGUAUUACCAACCAGGAUUUUCAGUCAUAUGAUAUCUCCUUUUCAUCGCAAGGCCUAGUUGCUGAAGAAGAGGAUAGUCUUCAAGAAUUGGCUGUCUCUGGUAAUGCAGAUAUCCCAUCACCAGGAACUUCUGUUUUGUCAUCUAACGUAGAUGACACUGAUAUUGAUAGCACAUACUGUCCUCGUUUCAACUCAGAGUCAGAACUAUCUACUGAUGAGUCUAUAGUGAGUAUUCCUAGAGUUGCUUCAAAGGUUUCAAGUGACAGUACUUCUUAUGUGAGGAGGAGACAAAAGAUAGCUCAAUACAAAAUUCUACUGGUUCCUUACACUGAUUCGGACACGGAGGAAGAAGCAAACAAAAACCAAUCCUAA